Alternaria ethzedia is the source of this 1062-nucleotide messenger RNA. RefSeq lists its product as uncharacterized. Bases 1 to 1062 code for a protein of 353 amino acids. The transcript is spliced from 6 exons. Gene Ontology annotation, biological process: tripeptide transport; allantoate transport; dipeptide transport. Gene Ontology annotation, molecular function: dipeptide transmembrane transporter activity; allantoate transmembrane transporter activity. NCBI's taxonomy places the organism in Eukaryota, Fungi, Ascomycota, Dothideomycetes, Pleosporales, Pleosporaceae. Gene Ontology annotation, cellular component: plasma membrane. The record is from RefSeq and is a predicted model, not a curated record.
AUGGCAAGUCACAUCGCCAGGGAUGAGAAGGCACAGCCAGAUACCGCCUUGGCCAAUGACACUCAGUCAAAUUCAGAGACCGAAGAUCUCGCUAUGUUGGCUUUGGAAAAACGCAUGUGCUUCGUUUUCUUCUUCCAGUAUCUAGACAAGCAGAGCCUGAGCUAUGCAUCAGUGUAUGGUCUUAUCACUGACCUGAACUUGAGGGGCAACCAGUUCGCAUGGACCUCUUCCAUAUUUUACGUUGGACAGCUUGCUUCUGAGUUCCCGUUCAUCUACCUCAUGAGCCGCUUCAGACUGUCUAAGUUCGUUGGAAUUACAAUUGUUGUCUGGGGCGCAGUCUGCAUGUGCCUUGCCGCUCCAAAAACAUACCAUCAGUUCUUAGCUGUGCGCUUUUUUCUAGGAGCAGCAGAAGGGGCAGUCAGUCCAGCCUUCAUCACCAUUACAAGCAUCUGGUACAAGAAAAGCGAGCAUGCGCUACGUAUAGGUUGCUGGAUUACAUGCAAUGCUCUUGCGCAAAUCGUCGGCUCUCUACUCAUGUACGGCAUCGGAGAACACAACAAAUCAUCGCUGGCAUCUUGGAGACUCAUGUUCCUUGUCUGUGGGAUAUUCACCUCGCUCUGCGGAGUAGUUUUCUAUUUCGUCAUGCCCGACGGUCCGGAUACGGCUUGGUUUUUGACCGCGGAAGAGAAGGUCGCUGCUCGUCAUCGGCUCUCUGAAGAUCACGACGGCGGCGACAAGACAUCCUUUUCCAUGGCACAACUCAAGGAGGCUGCAUUCGACUUCAAGACAUAUGCUGCGUUUGCUUUCGGUAUCCUCGUCACUGCUCCGGCUCCAGUGCUCACUCUGUGGACGACGGAGACUGCGCCUCGGUAUACUGCCGGCUUGAUUGUUUCGGUGGUGGAUUGGAUUCUUCUCAUGUUGCUUAUGGCGUACUAUUGGUACCACGGAUGGAGUGAGAACAAGAGGAGGGACGAACUUGAGAAAGAGUCGACUGUCACAGUAUACGAGGCUGGUGCAGAUGUUACAGACAAGCAGGACUUGACUUUUAGAUAUUCUCUAUAG